AAACAGUAAUUCAAAUAUAAAAAGCGCCUGCCUGCACACCCAACUUCACCAUUCACAUUUCAUUUAUUCCGUUCCUCCCCCCAUCCCAUCCCACACGUCUGAAACUCUCGCCGGAGUUCUCUCACCUGAAUUUAUACCCGCCCGCCAAUAGACAAAUGUUAGAGCUCUUAAUGACCACCAAUAUUUAACAUCAAAUUCAAUGCACAUAUGUUCACAAGUCAACACACCUUGCUCUAGAUCAUCUACCGGUUCAGAAGUUAUUACUUAUUCAGAACAGAAAUCAUCACCUCUCUCUGUUUUUCUCAGCAUUUAUGAGCAUCGCAUCAUGUGUUCAACAACUUCAUCUACACCUCUUUAAUGACUUAUCAAAGUCAAAGGUUUUCUCUCUCUGUUUCUGUUUCUCAAUCACAACCAUCUUUGAAGAUAUUCGUGACUAUGAAUUUACAUCUGUUUAUUUUGUUCUUGGUUUUAAUAACAACUUUGACGACUUCGUCAACUUCUGCUCAAGCAAACUGCACUCGGGUUUGUAACGGUGAAUCGGUGGCGUAUCCGUUUGGGUUUUCAGAUGGUUGUCAAAUUCGUUUGAAUUGUUCCGAGGGUGGAGUUAUUCGUGUUGGAGAAUAUAAUGUUCAGAAUAUAACCAGUGAUCGGAUUCUGGUUAACUUGCCUGCUAAAUGUGAUCGGAAAUUCGACGAGAUUCGUGUGUUUAAUAACGACAACUUUGCUCUAAGUUCGCGUAACGGAUUGCUGUUGGAAAAGUGUAAUUCGACGUUGAAUGAUUGUGUGGUGUCGACUGCUCGAGUUGAGAAUCAUUUCAACUUACAGAAGUGUGAUACAAGGGAUAAUAGUACCACCAUGAAUUGUUACUCAGAGGAUGAUCCUGAUGUAGAGUUUGUGAAUUUGAAACCACUGGAAGAUGCUCGUUGUCAGAUUUUGUUUUCUUCGGUUACGGUUGAUGUGAAUGGAAGCAGUAGUACUACGCCGAGUAUGCCCGUGUCGUUGGAGUUUCAGUUGUUGGAUUUGGGUUGGUGGGUUCGCGGGGAAUGUAGUUGCGAUAAGAAUGCGAGUUGUCGGAAUGUGUCGUAUGCGAAUCGGACGGUCGGAUAUCGGUGCCAUUGUAAUGACGGAUUCGCCGGAGAUGGAUUUACUGCCGGAAAUGGUUGCCGGAGAGUCGAGAGAUGUGGAGCUAAGAGGUACAUGUCCGGAAAAUGCGGUGGAACAACAAGGGUAGGCGUGCUCGUCGGAGGCAUUGUUGCGGGAGCUUCUUUGAUGUCAGCCGCGGCACUCAUUUGCUACUUUCUUAAGAAACGAGCCGCUUUGAGGAACCAACGACUCGCGAAACGACAAUUGUCAGAAGCUACAGGUAGCUUCAGUAUCCCGUUUUAUCAUUACAAAACAAUCGAACGGGCCACGAAUUCUUUCUCUGAGAAACAAAGGUUAGGUGUAGGAGCAUAUGGCACAGUUUAUGCCGGUAAACUAAGCAGCAAUGAGUGGGUAGCCAUUAAGAAAAUACGAAACCGGGACACAGAUGAUUAUGGAAAUAACCAAGUAAUGAACGAGAUCAAACUUAUCUCUACGGUCAACCACCCUAACCUCGUUCGCCUUUUGGGCUAUUGUAUUGAGAAAGGCGAACAAAUUCUCGUCUAUGAAUUCAUGCCAAAUGGAACGCUUUCGCAACAUCUACAAAGAGAAAGAGGGAAAGGUCUUCCGUGGACCGUAAGACUCACGAUCGCAACCGAAACCGCACAAGCUAUUGCUCAUCUUCACUCUAUGAACCCUCCUAUAUAUCAUAGAGAUAUUAAAUCAAGUAAUAUACUUCUAGACUACAACUUUAACUCAAAAGUUGCAGAUUUCGGACUUUCUAGACUCGGUAUGUUAGACGAUUCACACAUAUCAACCGCUCCGCAAGGGACACCAGGUUAUGUGGACCCGCAAUACCAUCAAAACUUCCAUCUUUCAGAUAAAAGUGAUGUUUAUAGCUUCGGGGUGGUUCUUGUUGAGAUCAUCACUGCUUUAAAAGUGGUUGAUUUUUCCCGCCAUCAUAGUGAAAUAAACCUCGCUGCUCUUGCUAUAGAAAAGAUCGGGAAAGGUUGCGUGGAUGAUAUAAUUGACUCAUUUUUGGAGCCAAAUAGAGAUGCAUGGACGCUUUCAUCAAUUAACAAAGUGGCUGAGCUGGCGUUUCGAUGUUUAGCUUUUCAUAGAGAUAUGAGACCAUCAAUGACAGAAGUGGCGGAUGAACUGGAACAGAUUAGGAUCAGUGGAUGGCACACGGUUGAUGAUAAUGUAACCAUGUCAUCAUCAUCAGUUUCCUCAUCACCGUUUAAUGGCAGUGAGAGAUCAAUAGGCGGGACAAUAGCAAAAAAAGUGGCGGCAAUAGGAAGCAAGCGGCGGUUGAGUGUUCCUCAGGUGAUACCGGACUGUUUAAAGAUAGCGGAAGAUGGGAAAGAUACUUCACCUGUUUCUGUGCAGGAUAUAUGGUUAAGUGAGCAGAGUUCACCCUCAACUAACAGCUUGUUAGGAAAUGUUGUUAGGUGAAGAAAAUGUGAUUUCAUUACAUUUUUGUGUGGUCUGAAUGUUUGAUAGUUGAUACAAGUAAUUGUUGUUAUUUCAUUACAUUACAAAUACAUUAAAUAGUUUGGAUUGUUUAGCCAUGACUUCUCGGGUCGGUUACUUGGUGCACUUUUCUAGCUUCUGCGUUUGAAUAUUGACCAACAACUCGUGCGUGUGGGAUGGAGGGUUUUCCCGAAGCAAGUGCGUCAACGUUUUCCAAGAAGUAUUUUUUUGGAAGCUUUCCCACAACGUUUCCUUCCUCGUUACCGUUAC
Helianthus annuus (common sunflower) is the source of this 2823-nucleotide messenger RNA. Its product is annotated as wall-associated receptor kinase-like 14. Gene Ontology annotation, biological process: protein phosphorylation. The transcript has 3 exons. Gene Ontology annotation, molecular function: protein kinase activity; ATP binding. The record is from RefSeq and is a predicted model, not a curated record. The coding region runs from base 358 to 2535 and encodes 725 amino acids. Lineage: Eukaryota; Viridiplantae; Streptophyta; Magnoliopsida; Asterales; Asteraceae.